AUGUGUGCACUAUCUCUUUUUCUGUGGGUGCAAAGACUAGAUAUUGACGAGAUGGCUUUCUCCGCACUGAGUGCAGGGCCUGAUGCAGAUAUAAAGAGCUUUAAUGAAAUUGGAGAGUGCUUGGCUGAUUUUAUUAUGGGGAAAAGAGAAGGGUUUUUUCUGAGAAAAACACUGGACUGCAAAUCAAAUAAAAAGAUCAGAAUUCUAGAAACAUUAAAAGACGUACUCUCUUGCAUAAAAAGGUGCACAGAGACACCAUUUAACUCCCAAAGGGCAGAGUGCAUCCGCAGAAGUGCUAUUUUUCAGUAUCUUGCAACAAAGGGCCGCAGUAUAGCAGAGGGAUACUUUACUCGAUCCAAAGCACUAGAGAGCAAAAAUCUCCAGAAUACUCAAGAAAACAGCGCAUUUAUUGAAAGCAGACAGGCUGAGUCUAGAAUAGGCCUGGUGAGUUGCAGAAAGGUGUGCGAUAAAGAUGCAAUUUGGACUGAGCUUGUUAGAAAGAAAACAACCAUGCCAUACUGUGCUGAUUUUCUGCAAAAGUGCAAAGAGAAAACCAAAGUGUCUGCAGCCACUGCUAUAUCUUUCCAAGAAAUAGACGCAAACAUAGAGUAUGACUUGUGCAUUGCAAAAUACUAUAGCAUUGUCAAUAAACAGAACGGCUCUGGGUCUCUAUUUCUUAGUGAUGCGUCACACAGCUCUAAUGUACACACACAGGGGCCGUACUUUUACAAAUUUAAACUGAAUAAAUAG
Nematocida minor is the source of this 750-nucleotide messenger RNA. RefSeq lists its product as uncharacterized. Lineage: Eukaryota; Fungi; Microsporidia. The transcript has a single exon. Bases 1 to 750 code for a protein of 249 amino acids. The record is from RefSeq and is a predicted model, not a curated record.